Messenger RNA from Spirometra erinaceieuropaei, 3632 nucleotides. The record is from the annotation of a GenBank genome assembly. NCBI's taxonomy places the organism in Eukaryota, Metazoa, Platyhelminthes, Cestoda, Diphyllobothriidea, Diphyllobothriidae.
AUGCCGGUGCAGAUCAGUACGUUUAAAGAACGCUCACAUUCGCUAGAUCCGACUUGCACCAGCCUACAGGUUAGCAUUUGUCACAAUUUUCGGGUUUUGAAUUCCAUGCACCCAUGUUUUUCGAUGGUGCGGACACUGUUAUAACCAAAUAGGGCUUUUACCUACUUUUCUUGAAAGCUCAGCAAGAGUGUGCUGGCCGUAUAUUCAGCAGUGCUUAUGUGCAGAUCCAGGUCUUGGGCCUAAUACUACUGCCCGUGGGAUCCUUUAACAUCGCCACCACAGAAAGAAGAAGUUAAAAAUUACUAAGGACCUAUUGCCGUUCCUUCCUGCAUCUAACACUGACUCCCCAAGGUCUCGCAAAAAGAGUCUAGAUCGAGUUCUCGGAAUUUUAAUCACAGGAAGCCUUUUUAAGGAGAGUCUCAUCGUCGCCGUCGGAAGCAAUAGACCUCGGUAUCUGACUGUAUGCGGCCUGUAAAUGGGCGCGUCUCGAAGAUUCCAUGCCUCACCAGCGAGAACAACGCGAAACGAUAGUGCAGUGCAGUUUUUGGGUAUGUUGAGCCACCUCGACAGCAGAGCGGCUGUCGAAUUUGCUAGAAAUGAGCCAGUAAAUUAAACUGUAGUUCAACUACAGAAGACUUCCAAACGGAGGUGGUAGCAACAAUGAGAUUGCAAACUUCCUCGCAUGAUAUCACAAGCCCUUCCUGCAAUUCCUGUAUUUGUUCAACGAAGACUCCUGAAUGGAGAAGACAACAUGACAGACCAGCGUUUUAGAUUUCUUCUCGCCAGGCCUGUAGGAGUAAGUUUGUCUGAGUCGUUUGGGAUUGUUUGAAAAAUUGUUUGCAUGGGGAAGGAAUCUGUGUCAACCUGUCCUGGUGAACUGAGAGUUGAAUUCAAAUAGUCUGCGUAAAAUUACACCCAGGCAUUCAGAUAAUUUAUUCAGCCAUAUCAAUCGCAGGAUCGGCAUGAUAUUCUUUCAUGAGCACAGAAACAGGGCUUUCGUCGUCUCCGUUGUGGCCAGUUGGUGCCACUUUAAGAACUUUUAGUAGUUCUGUCCCACUGUUAAAUACCCGCUGCUCAGUGUCUGUCAUGGGAAUGAAGAUCAAAUUAUUGACCAUCCUUAUUUCGCGUUUUCCAAGCAACGCUGUCGGGGCUUCUUGUAUCCUUUGAAACGGAUCGAUGCUGCUCCAAUCUAUGAAGCUCGUUCAAAUAGGUAAGUCAGAGAUGGCAUCUUGGCGAGGAGUUGACAGUUUGUCUUUGCAGCCUAACCUUAAAACCAGGUUUACAAGAACAUAAUUUGUCAUUAUUGACGGUAAAAGUCUGAAUGAACCGCCUCUUUACUACUUAGCCUGGUGUUUCACUUUGUCAAGUUACUUCAAAAAACGGGUGUGUCUUUUCUGUUCUUAAGCUUUUGAUUUUUUUCGGUCCUUCAUCAAUGUUUUUUUAGCAACAAUUACUUCUGUCAAACCUACUUUCCUCAGCAAAUGCUGGGUCCUUUUCAUUCAUACUUCGAGGUCGCCUUUGGAGCCGCCACUUGCGACUCUGCUAGCCAAACAACGAACAGCGUUUGGUUUCUGUUUGAGAAACAUAAAACUUGUGAACAGCGUCUACCGUCCCGACCCGGGAUGCCGCCUUCAGAUUUUCGUCGUAGGUAACAAGUUUACCUGUACAAUGAUUUACCGUACUAACAACACAGGUAUUAGCUAAAAGCCCAUGGGCUUUUUUCCUCGGAAACUAAACAAGGCAACAAGUUUACCGUCCUCCAUCAAUGAUUCGAUCUUUCGCGACUCUCAAUGCUUCGAAAAAAUAUUCUAGCUGGCAAAUUCGCGUGGAUCAGACUCUCCGUUAACUAGCUAGCGGUUUUUUACGAGAUUACCCAGGGUAAUGGACUGCGGGUAAUUUUGGUCCUCCGUGACCGUUUCGUCCAUCAGGACUGACCGAUAAAUACGGAAACUUUUAGUCUGCUUGAUUCUCGCUCCUGGGUCCCCUCCUCUUCGUGUUGGACGAAAGGCAUAAGAGUACAUCUGCUUGCACCUCUUCCCAGUCUUUUCUGCUGUCACCAAAUCUGUAAAAAUAUGCUGGGCUGUCACAGACAGGAGCAACUGUCGAUUUGCUUUUUAUCCUGCCGGACGUGUCCCGAGCGCGUAUUGAGGUGGAGGCGGUACAUAGAAGAAGAAAUCAGUUGGUAGGAGGCGCUGAUAAGCGGACGCUCCUCCGCAAGCUCCUCAAGGUAACUUCCGUUGACAGCCCUCGUUCAAAACGCCGACACAGUCAUCCAAGAUCUCGACUGUCUGAAAAAAAGAAAAAAUUCUAGUCGUGCGAACUGUCCUGACAAUCGGACAGACCCGGAUAAGGUUUUGGAUAAUUUGAUAAGCGACACUCGCUUGGAUUUACGUCCACAUCGCUCACUUUAAAACACCAAAGGCGAAGCUUCCAGCGGAUGUCAUCGUUCUCAUGCGUGUGUGUGUGUGUGUGCUCCUAAUGAAUGCGUUUCGCUUAUCGGUCAGAUUGGAUCUAUAGGCUAAUAGACAAAUGGAGACGCUGUUCAGAUAUCGCCUACGGCUAAGAACUUUGUAGGGGAACGACGCCACAGCAUAAAUACAGAUUCGAAAUAGCCGCGGUAGGAUUCAGCGGCCAGUAAUUAUGUGUAGGCGGACGCCGAAGAGGAUGGAGGCGCAAAACUAACUGAGCGGCCAGGAAGGACUGAUAUGCUGAUCUUAUCGUGCGUCUAGAAUGGAGUUCCAGGGGCCUUGGAUUUUGCCGGUGGGCGCACUGAGAGCUGUGAGUGCUGAGAACUGAUGGCGGGGGGGGGGUGUGAUUAAUGUCCUCCCACCUCCCUACUUGGACCAGUGAAGGGUUUGGUCAGAGUCUGUUUGUCUGAAGGAGACGUAGUCAGUAGGGUAAAUCAACCACAAUUCCAGUCAUGUAAAAAGCCCUCCGCCAUCAGGACCAGCAUUGCUUACCCUACCAUUUCCUCCUUCUUCAGAUUCACCUUUGCGAUUUCACUCACACAAAAUGUAGAUGCGGAUAGGCUGUUGACGGUAUUUGUCGACUGUUUCGUUGAGAGUUGAUCUGUACUCCAAUGCACAGUUUCAGUUACCAUAACUUUACUAGCACUCAAAAGGAACUCAAAAACGUUCCUCAGUCUGUUUCGGCAUCCAGGAGACGGUACCAUAAAAAUUUACUGUCCUUUGUAACCUCAUAAUAUGAUUCAAAUAAGCUGUAUUCACCGAAUAAGGGCAUUUUGACGACGGUAAUGUUAUUUGUUUAUAAUAUCGGCUCUGCAAAGGGUGGAUGAGCCUCGCCCCACCCUUCUUUUUCGUACACGAUCCUAACUACUCUUCUCUUUCUACUACUACUACUACUACUACUACUACUACUACUACUACUACUACUACUACUACUACUACUACUAAUACUACUACUACUACUACUAAUACUACUACUACCAAUAAUAAUAAUAAUACUAUUACCCCUUCUCUCUAACCUUUUUACCCCUAAUACUUCCUCUUAUACCUUUGCUACUUCAUUUCAGCGGCCUACGUUUUAGUCCACUCUUCCAUUUCAACCGAUAUAUCCUUCUCCUCCAACACCGCCACCACCACCGCCUUCCUCAUCACGACAUGGCCGAAUGA